AUGUAUCGGCCAAAAACUCUCGAAAUGUCUAGUUCUGCCACAGAGGAGAAAAAACGAAAACACAAAACCCUUUUGAGACUCGGGAACCUACGGCAGAGGCACAGCGGUUACACUUCUGUUCCUCUACUAUUUAAUGCCGGAGCCAGACGUGCCAUGUCCAGGUCAUCUGGUGCCUGUAACCUCAAGCGGAGCAAAUAUGGAACACGGAACCGACAUGGAAACCUUAGUGUUUACUCGCUGUUAUGUGCUGCAGAUGUCUUUCAUAAAGAGUGCUUGAAUGACUGGGCAAGCCGCAUGGCUCCAAACACAGCCCCUGCAGGGUACAAGUGUCCAGUAUGUUCCUCGCCUGUAUUUCCUGCCCCUAAUUUAGUGUCGCCAGUUGCUGAUCGUCUACGAGAGAUGAUUUCCAUCUAUCCCUGGGCACAGACUGGUCUAGGUUUGCCUUUGAUUAAAGAAACACAAAAUGAGGGAGCAUACCAUCAAGAUUGGAGUGUUGUCAAUGGUAGUGUCACCUCUGAGUCUGAGAAUCAGGACAGUGUCAUUGUUGACCCCUCUUUAUUGGCAAGUACGAAGCCAAAGGCGGAAACAUUUAGGCCGCAGACUCAGAUUCAUUCCCAAGGACUCAGCAGCAAUACUAGUACUGUGAGCGGAAGUAGCAACAGUAGCGUUCGUGUCACAUCCAUGGAAGACCCUCUAGUCACUCCUUCACAAUAUAGAGGUGAAGGCCACCAUAAUAAUUUAAGUAGUGUACGCAAAGGCUCUUCCUCAGAGACACGCCUCUUAUUUAACACUGAUGGUGAUGCUGAUGAUGAGGAAAACAAGUACAAGAGAAGAUCAGCUAUUGAAUGGUUUAGCAGGUGGUGGAGAACAAUGAGCCGUCCAUCAUCACGACACCACCAGAGGCUGCUUGGAGGAAGUCGACGAAUGGUCAUGAUCCUUGUCCUAUUGGCUGGUGCCACCUUGCUUGUUAUCCUGUCAUACUUCAGCCAUGGAGCAUCUGAUGAUGAUCCACUCUUAGAUCCAUUCAAUAACCCAAAUAUUCGUAUUGAGGCCGAGUAAGUUUGUAGGUGGUGGUGGUUUUCUGAAUGGAGAAGUGUAGGUACACUAAAACUGCACCUCUGUUGGGACAGUUAUUAGCCAAAAGUGUCCUUUCAGUGCUAAUUUUUUUAUGAUUUUUAGUUGCUGUUAUAUGAUAAACCAGAAAAAAAUAUUAGACAUUUUGUAACUAAAGACCCAUAUUUUUUUUUCUUUCUUUUUUUUCUUUAUCUUUUGUGUGGGGGGUGUCCUUCAUAGAAAUAAAUACUUUAAGCCCAACUUGAAAUUUUCUUAGACAUGAGAGGCACAAAUUUGUAAGUGGGUCUAUUUUCUGGCCAUUUAUUGAUAAUAAGUAGGAUGGGUUUUACAUUUGAUUUAUGUAUAUUCAUAUUCUUUUCAAUUUUGUUCAGCAGUUUUCACAUCCCUUUGAGGGCUGAAUUUUAUUGUUUCAAAUGUAACUAUGCAGCUUCUUGUGGGAAAGUAAACUCACAACCAAUCUUCCAGCACCUGUUUCCCUUUUGGAAGUAAAUUUCACUGUAAUUCUUUUGUAGGGAAAAUUGCUAUCAUUAAGAAAGUUUCCAGAUAUAUUUUAUUAGAUGUAUCUUUAAACUAGUAUAAAGUGCAUUGAUUUUACAGUUGAGUUAUAUUUUGGUUAAUGUGUUGUUUUUAUGUAAUGUCAAUGGAGAUAUAUUGAUAUUGUUCAUAUUGUUUUGUGCUUAUUAUUGGUAGAUCUGGUAAGUCUCCUAGUUUUGUUUUGGGGUUGGACAAAACAAUAUGAGGAAAAUUAUUACUCAAUCAUUAUUGCAUAAAAAAAGUUAAAUAUUUGCAGGGACCAGAGAUUUUUCUUUUUCUUUUCUAUUUCAAAGCUUUACAUUAGACAGGUAGGUAUUGGUGUAGAAUCAACAAUGAUUAGAAGAAAAUGUCUCAUGUUCCACAAAGCACAUAUAUGAUAAUGCCAAUUGCUUCAGGAAAUGUUGGCCAAAAAUAUACCUAUAAGAUCUUGCAUAAUUUUUUACUUUAGUUUUUCAUAGAUUUUUUUGAAUGGUUGAGAUAGGAGAGGAAGGGGGAUAAAGUUGUCCCAUUACUAAGGGGAAUAGCAAGAUACAAUGUUGUAAAAGUAACAAAUGCCAAGGAAACAUAAUGUAUAUUAACGGUAAUGAAUUAUUUUGAAUAAAACUGAAAUUAAAUUAACUGCCUUAAUUUUUAGAAGAAAAUCACUGGAGUACACUAAAACAAUAUUCCAUAAGCAAUACUGCAGAAAGGGUAGUCUGUCCUCUUUUUGUUUGCCCAAUACCACCUAAGUUCAUUCAUUUGCAAGUGAGUUUUAAAUUGAAUAUAUCAAUAUAGAAUCUCUUUACAUACAACAAAUGUGCUAGCUAUCCAAAAGAAUUUACUGAAGAGUUUGGAUUGAAUAAACCAUUAGAGAGGUUUCUGAGACUGCAUCAUUUUGGCACAUAGAUACUGCUUGAUGAAAAUAUAUGAUAGCCAUCCAUCAAAGUCAUAGAGGUAUAUUUUCUCUUUUUAAGAAUAAUGCAUUCAUUCCUUGGAUGAUAAGUACAAUGGAAGCAAGAACUUAGGGUGCUUUUCUCUCCCAAUUGGAAUCAAGUUCCUGAGUUUUAUCUUUAAAAAAAAUCUAAGAAAGGAGUGGUUUGAUGAAUGUUGAAUUGCAAUUCAAGUUGGCAUAUCUCCAGUUGAAAACCUUUUGUAAGCAUAAAACCACUUCUAUCCCAAGCUUUAGGUAAUGAUUGAGGAAGUGUGGAUUAACCUUUUGAAGAAACACCUGGAAAAUAGUGCUUUGUUUGUACAAAAAUGCACAUUAACUGGCAUCUGAAUGCAACAAAAUCUUAGAUAUAAGGAAGUACAAGAUAACAACUGUUUAAAGUGCAUUUGAUUGUCACUUCAAAGUUACUAUCCUCAGGGUGCCCACAGUUUUUGUUUAUGUUGUACUUUGUCCAAGUUUUCUUUUCUUUUCUUGAUUUUCUUUUUUAUUCUUCUUUUGAUUCCUGAACUUCAUCUUACCCUGUUCCUUCUUUUGUUUUUCUUUCUUUUCUUUCCUUCAUUCCCUUUUCCAUCUCCCUAAAAGUUGUCAUCUGUACCUCCGAUGUUUCAUCAUAUAAAAAAAAUCAGUGACAGUGGUUGUCUUCAGUGCAAGCUCUUACAAUAUAUAGUUUAUUGCAUCUUUGUAUAUAUUUUUAAAAGUAUCUUGUUGGGUAUAAAACAUGCCCAUAUGAAAACACCAAAGGGUUUGUUAUAGGAAAAAUUAUGGAACCUGCAAGAGUGUUAACACUAUAAGUGUGGUUAGAUUUUUUAAACAGAAAGAAUGCAAAGGCUGUUUAGUUAUUUGUAAUAUGAAGAAAAUUUUACUCAGUGCAAUAGUAGUAUGUUAUCAAGAAGCCAACAAGUACUGUAGCAACAAGUACUGUGAUUAAGUUUUUGAUCACUCAGUAUUCAUCCUUGUUACUUUUAAUGGAAAUUCAGUUACACUUCAUUUUUUAUGAAUGUGUCUGAAUUUGUGUGUUUAGGUUUCAUCUCAUUUAUUUAUUAUUUUUAUUGCAUUAACUAAUACAGAAAGAAAUAUUGGUUGAAUAUUGAUAGAAUGAUUUGUUUUGAUAUGAUUUUCCCUAAAAGUAUUUUUAUGUAAAAUGCAUGUACAUAAUAAUUUUGGUAGCAUGGCAGUUCAUCUUUCACAGAAAAAAGAGUUAUGACAUUUUUAAAUAUAGAUUAGAUUAAAAUGUCAGAUAUGUGGGUUUUUUCAUCUUAACCAAUUAUCUAUGUAUAUAUUGUAUCCAAAAAUCAUAGUAUGCCAGAAGAUAUACAAAACUAUUUAAUGAAAUAUAUGUUUUAAGGUUUAA
Penaeus vannamei (Pacific white shrimp) is the source of this 3887-nucleotide messenger RNA. The record is from RefSeq and is a predicted model, not a curated record. NCBI's taxonomy places the organism in Eukaryota, Metazoa, Arthropoda, Malacostraca, Decapoda, Penaeidae.